GCCGUCAUUCUCACGCGCGAACACAACACCACGCUUGCCCGGCGCGCGCGCACGCCACGCCAAACGAAUUCGCGCCAUUACUCCGAACAAUGUGAAUAAGUUUUAUUUAAAAAAUAGUACUUAAAAAUAUACAAAAAUGCGUGCGGUAUUGUUUGUGUGUGCCCUUGUGUAUGUCGUCGCAGCCCAAGAUGUUUCUGAUAUGGUGAACAUGCCUAAAUACGAUUCGAGAUAUGAUUAUUUGGACGUAGAUGCGGUGUUUACUAACAAAAGAUUAGUUAGGAACUAUGUGGAUUGUUUGAUCAAUGCUGUAAGGUGCACGCCUGAGGGAAAAGCGUUGAAAAGAAUACUUCCAGAAGCAUUAAGAACGAAAUGCGUCCGCUGCACAGAGCGCCAGAAGAGAACAGCAGUCAAGGUGAUCAAGCGGCUGAAGAAUGAGUACCCGGACGAGUGGGCCAAGCUCGCCUCCCGGUGGGACCCCACUGGGGAUUUCACCAGAUACUUCGAGGAGUUCCUCGCUAAGGAACAGUUUAAUACCAUCCCUGGAUCAGCUGGCAUAGGCAGUGAGAUCCCCACAUCAUCACCGCUGGCGCCGCCUCGAGCCCCCACGGUAGCUCCCACAGUUGCCUCUCCGACUCCUGCAGCCACCGAACCAACACCACCAAGACCUGUUGUACUCAACCGGUUUGGCGACGAAGGCGAGCUGAUGAUGGGCAGUCCGUCGUCAGCGGGCAUCACGCCACGGCCGAUGACGCAGGCCACCACCAGACCUACCACUACUAUGAGACCGGUGAACACCAGGCCUGUGCCGCCUAGACCAACAAUGAUGACCUGGGCGGGCGCGGCAUCCAACACCCAACCAACGCGUUUUCCACUACGACCUUCGCCAUCCGACGUCCCGCCUCCAUACUCCACAGCCAUCACCCUCAUCGACCAGAUCGGAUACAAAAUAAUAAAAACAACAGAACUCGUUACCGAUUUACUAAGGAACACAGUUCGAGCGGUCGUCGGACGGUAGACCAGUGGAAAACUACAUUUUUUCUUCAUAAACUUUAAGGCAAUAGCUGCCAGUGACAUAGUCAUUUGUUUCGAAAAUCAAAUUUAAAAAACAACGAGGAUUUUACAUGUGUGAAUUUAUAUAAAAGGCUGUAUAUUGUUAUUUAAAGAUUUGAAUAUAAAAUCCCAGUGAUUAACGUGAAUGACUGGCAACAUAUAAUGCAGGAAGUCGGUGCACAAUUAAUGUUAAUGUUACAAGUUUUGCAUAAUAGGGAUCUUAAAUGGCCUAUUUGCAUGGACUAAAAAACUGUCUUUACAUAUGUGUGUUUUUU
Helicoverpa armigera (cotton bollworm) is the source of this 1325-nucleotide messenger RNA. RefSeq lists its product as uncharacterized. The record is from RefSeq and is a predicted model, not a curated record. The transcript has 5 exons. Bases 137 to 1015 code for a protein of 292 amino acids. Lineage: Eukaryota; Metazoa; Arthropoda; Insecta; Lepidoptera; Noctuidae.